GAGGAGCAACAACACAUAGCGCCAUCUGUUUCCUUCGAAAAACGUGCUUGGAUCAUCAAAACAGGACAAAAAGAAGAUUGUAGCACUUUGUACGGGGGACAUUUUAAAGGAGGUUACAGGGAACAUAAACCAUGUAAAUAUACACAUAUUACAGGCAGUGAAGGCUGGAGCUGAUCCUGUUCAUCCAGAAGCAUAAUUUGUUAGCAGUUGGAACAGUGUGACAUUUCUGCCCUCAACAUGAGUGAUAUUCAAGAAUACCCAGAUGUUGUCCAGGAAUUCAGGGGACAUCUUAACCCUGGUCGUCUAAAACUGCAGAGUAACAGUGUCAUCUUCAAGAACACCAAGACCGGUAAGGUGGACCAGUACCAGAGCAGUGACAUCACCAAGGCAGAGUGGCUGAAGCGUGCUCGAGGUUAUUGUCUGAAGAUCAAGCUUAACAAUGAUACAAUCCACAGAUAUGAUGGCUUCAAAGAAACGGAUUUCGAGAAGCUGUCUGGUUUUGUGUCCAACUUCUAUAAUACGUCAUUGGAGAAGGUGGAUGUCUCAUUGAAAGGCUGGAACUAUGGCAUAGCCCGUUUUCUAGGUAACGCCUUGACGUUUGAAGUGGACAAGUCCAUGUCAUUUGAGGUCCCACUGACAAACGUAUCGCACUCAACAACGGCGAAGAAUGAGGUGACUUUGGAAUUUCACUUGAAUGACGACGCAGCCGUCUCGCUUACAGAGAUGCGAUUCCACAUACCUGCUGACGCCAACCGGGACUCCGAGAAUGAUCCUGUACAGGAGUUCUACAAGAAUGUGAUGGAGAGUGCGGACAUCAUCCAGGCAACUGGAGAAUCCAUUGUCACCCUACAAGAAAUCCAGUGUCUUACACCAAGAGGUCGUUAUGACCUGAAGAUGUACCCGACGUUCCUGCAGUUGCAUGGUAAAACCUUCGACUACAAGAUACCCUACACCACAGUUCUACGUCUCUUCUUGCUCCCUCACAAGGAUGGAAGACAGAUGUUCUUUGUGGUGAGCCUCGACCCGCCCAUCAAACAGGGACAGACACGUUACCACUUCCUUAUUCUUCUCUUCAACAAGGAUGAUGAAAUGACGGCCGAACUGAACCUAACAGAUGAGGACAUUGAGAAGAAGUAUGAUGGCAAACUGACAAGGGAGAUGUCUGGACCAGAUUAUGAAGUGGUCAGCAAAAUAUUCAAGGCCAUCACAACAAGCAAGAUCACUGUACCAGGAGGCUUUGUUGGCCAUUCUGGAACUCAAGCAAUCGGCUGCUCCUACAAGGCAGCCACAGGGCUGUUGUACCCGCUGGAGAGGGGCUUCAUCUUCGUCCACAAACCUCCCAUUCACAUCAGGUUCGAUGAGAUUGCUGCGGUCAAUUUUGCUCGAAGUUCCGGCAAUACAAGGUCAUUUGACUUUGAUGUGGAGUCCAAGUCCGGAACAGUCUACAACUUUGUCGGUCUUGAAAAAGAUGAGUACGGGAAGCUCUAUGACUUUGUUGCUCAGAAGAAACUGAGAGUCAAGAACAUCGGUGGAAAGGGGAAAAAACGAACCCAGGACGAUGAUGACUGGGGCAGUGGUGAUGAGGGUGGCGAACACGAUGCCUACCUGGAGCGUAUGAAGGAGGAAGGCAAGAAUCGCCAGGUGGACGACGAGGAUGACGACAGUGACAGCUCAGAUGAGUCCUACAAUCCUGGAGGAAGUGGAAGUGAGGUGGCUGAAGAGUAUGACAGCAACCCGCCGACGUCGUCGACGUCAGACUCGGACUAUUCAGCCGGCUCCGCAGGGAGUGGAGGAGACUCAGAAGCUGAAGCAAGGAGGGAGAAGAAGAAGGAGAAGAGAGAAAAGAAGGAGAAGAAGAAGUCCAAGUCUGCUAAGACAGUUAAGGAAGGAAGAAGGAAGAGAAGGAGCAAGAAGGACAGGGACCCCAACAGGCCUAAACGGGCUCAGUCAGCAUAUUUCUUGUGGCUCAACGAAAGCAGAGAAAGCAUCAAAACAGAAUUCCCAGGACUGUCCAUCACAGAAUUGUCAAAGAAGGCUGGUGAGAUGUGGAGGGACAUGACAGACAAAUCUAAGUGGGAGGCGUUGGCGGAGGAGGCGAAGAAGGAGUACCAGGCUGCCAUGGAAGAGUACAAGAAACAGAAGGAAGAAGAACCCAGUGGUGACGAUGAUGACGAUGACGAAGAGGGAGGUAGAGGAAGUCCAAAGAAGGAGAAAAAGGAAAAGGUGAGCCCCAGCCCGAAGAAGCAGACUGAGUCUCGAGCCGGUGCAGGAAGUGACUACAAGAGCAAGGAGUUCAUCUCUAGCUCCUCCAGUUCCGACGAGGACAAGCCUCUCAAGAAGAAGGCCAAGAAGGAGGGCCGCAAGGAGAAGCGAGCGGUGAGCUCCCCCAAGGGGAGGAAAAGCAAGCGAGGAGCAAAGAGGAACUCAGGGAGUGAGAGCGAGGAAGCAGAGCUGCCGGAAGACGAGGAGAUCCUCAGUUCGCCCACAGCAUCUGAAGCUUCAGGUUCCGAGUCCGACUCCGACUGAGACAAGGACAGACUGAACGCACCUGCCCAAGACUAUCAUAUUAACCCUGUGUCUGAGCAAUGCUUCUUUCAACAAGCUUCAGGUUCCGAGUUCGACUCAGACUGAGGCCUCUGUGUUCUGAUCAUGAGCUGUGAAUGUUAACUCUUGCAGCCUUGACAAGAGGCUACAUGUUCCACGUACCCAAGCAUCUGUAUAUAACAACACAUUGUGAAUCCAUCACCAGGACCUGCGACAGCCAAAAUCUAGUUCAUGCUAUCAAAUGUUGUUUUAGUGCUGCAUGUCGUUCCUGUGAGACUACGUGCCGGAUUUCUUGUAAAUGAUACAAACAAGAUCAUUUUGUUAACAUACUCAAAUUCAUUGUCAUUCAUAUUAAGAAGAUUUGAUCAAAUGUCUUCUCGUUCCCUGUAUACUGGAGUUUGUAAAUAUUCAUGCUGAAUGUGCUGUCAAGUGAUGUAAAUAAAUGUGUGCCUUCUUA
This is a messenger RNA of Haliotis rubra (blacklip abalone), 3001 nucleotides long. RefSeq names its product FACT complex subunit SSRP1-like. The record is from RefSeq and is a predicted model, not a curated record. Gene Ontology annotation, cellular component: nucleus; FACT complex. The coding region runs from base 238 to 2526 and encodes 762 amino acids. Gene Ontology annotation, molecular function: histone binding; nucleosome binding; DNA binding. Lineage: Eukaryota; Metazoa; Mollusca; Gastropoda; Lepetellida; Haliotidae. The transcript is spliced from 18 exons.